Molecule: messenger RNA, 3408 nt
Organism: Rhipicephalus microplus (southern cattle tick)
Lineage: Eukaryota; Metazoa; Arthropoda; Arachnida; Ixodida; Ixodidae
Product: protein max
Biological process (GO): positive regulation of transcription by RNA polymerase II
Cellular component (GO): RNA polymerase II transcription regulator complex
Molecular function (GO): protein dimerization activity; DNA-binding transcription factor activity
Source: RefSeq, a predicted model, not a curated record
GGCAUCGGCCAUAUUUCUCCUCCGCUCGCACAUUGCGCCGAAUCCUCCCGUCGCGUUGUCGGCGUUGGAUAGCGAACGCGAGCAGUGUAUUACAUAACGUCUUUUUUUGUGCACCAUCGCCGUUACCACAACAACCAGUGGUGUUCCUGCUCGUCGGCAAGGAAUAAUGAGCGAUGAAGAGCGCGACGUCGACAUCGAAAGUGACGCGGACAAGAGGGCACACCACAACGCGCUGGAACGACGACGGAGGGACCACAUCAAGUUCAGUUUCACCAGCCUACGGGACGCCGUGCCCUCUCUACAAGGGGAGAAGGCAUCGCGGGCUCAGAUCCUAAAGAAGGCGGCCGAUUACAUCCAGUCGAUGCGGCGUAAGAACACUGCCCACCUGCAGGACAUCGAGGACCUCAAGCGACAGAACAAGCUCCUCGAGGAACAAAUGUGUGAACGCCGUGGUCUGUCCUGCCUUGCAGUCCGGGCGCUGGAGAAGACCAAGGUGGCCGGUGGGGGUGGCUACUCAACUGGCUCCAUGCUCGACGCAAUGAACAUCAAGGGGGACUCCAUCUCCGCUUUCGACGGUGGCUCCGGCUCCGAGAGCUCUGACGACACGGACAACUCCUCCCGGGGUUCGCGUAAGAAGCUGAAGUCCAGCCCUGGGUCCACACCCCUACACCUCUGAAGUGGUUGCCGCCGGUUGCUUCGAUCGUGGAGCAAGCGACGAAGCUCGCUGAAAAAAGCCUGCCCCGGAUGCAACUGCAUUGAUGUUGAGCCAGAUGCCCUCUCCCUCUGGCCCCUACAUGCCUUAUUUUUUUCUUUUCCUUCGGUCUGUUCCCUCUAGCAGGAGGGGCUGAAUAUUCAGGCGGAUGCAUUGGGGGCUUUUGUAGGGGAGGCGAGGACGUUUUAAAAUGUUAUUUAUAUACGCGCAAUUUUUUCUUCUUCCCACCCUCUUCGAUGUGCCCAUGUUGUGUGGCUUCUUUCAUACUUGUACCUGUUAGCGGGCACAAAUGAUUGCAUACGGAUGGGUGGUACCUGUUAGCGGGCACAAAUGAUUGCAUACGGACAGGCGGCGCGUUCUUCCACGUAUGCCGCAUCCCCUCUUGGCCGUGACUUUUUUCUGAGGAAGUGCUCGGCUGUUGUUGGCUCGCGGUUAUUGUAGCAGAUAUAGGCGUCUGUCCUCACCCAAAUGCGUAGGGGGAUGUGCGAGGAUUUACCUCCUCACCGGCAUCUCUCUUCGGACUUGGUUAUGUAACGGAAGCUUUCGUUGACGACGGCAUUUGUAGCUUGUGGUGUGACGGUUGUGACGGUUUUGCUUGCAGUCUCGCUUGGUGUGUUUUAACAGGUGGAAGGGAAGUAAAGGACAGUGUGGCAUCGGCAGCGCUCGCUCGUCGUUCGAUUGCUGUGUGCUGCUUGGGCAGCGCGCCGUUCUUUCUUGGGAACGAGGUCUGCCGGUAUGUGUCUUACAAGUUCACGAGUAUAGUUUGUUGGUGGAAUGUGUGGCGAAUGAGUCAGGCUUGGCACUUAAGAGGAAGAGUAAUUAUUGACGUUUUAGAUUUUCUGCGUGAAUCGAAUAACACAGCAUCAAGCCGUGGUCAGAACUGUUGUCAUGGAUUAAAAAUGAACUUGUUUCUGGAAUGCGAAGUCUCAUUAUUUUUUCUUUAGUUGUUGAUGAUGAGGCACCGCUAAGUCUCACUUGCUGGGCUUGUUGGUGUUGGUACAGGCUUACUGAAAUACAAAAAUAUGCGUGACCAUGGUUAUGCGUGUUUUUACUUGUUUCUGUUCUGUCUUGGCGUUCUUAGUGUUUAUGCAUACUUUUGCGUUUCAAUUAGGGCUCACUUGCGCAUUUUGGAUCAUAACGUUCAAGAAGGCCGAACGACAGGCGGUAACCAGCUACGAGGGUUGGGAGAAUGCGAGUUUAAGGAUGUUGCGAAUGGAAAGCAAUGCGCAUUAACCGAAAGGGCGUUAUGGCGUCAAGCCGCAGAUAGAAACAUCACGCUGGGGUGCUCUAGGAGUUCGAACGAAAUGCGUAAGGCAGCCAGAGCCUGCUAAAGUUCACAUUCGCAUCCGUCACUUUAUAGUGCCCUUAAAUUUUUUACUGUUGAGUGUGCGCGUGGUCGCGAAUGUUUUUUUUUUUUUGUAUUUUUUGUAAACGGAGGAAGUCUUGUCUCCAAGUUGAUUGUUUCAUUCAUACAAUUCAAAGGCCACACGAUGUCAUAGGUGUCAUGGUUGCUGCAACUGUGCUUUCUGGAUGGUAUAAAAUUGUAAGCCUUGUUUUAGCAAGUAAUCGUAUUGUGUGCCUUUUUUUUCUUUUGUGUGCAUGUUUUGUCUUGUUUAUUUUAGUGUCAACGUAGAUGCACAGUCAUUUUUUUUUAUGUACCUGUGAUCCAAAAGCUUUUGUCAUCGCUUCAUUUAAAAAUGUGGUUUUCGUCAUUUUGGGUAAAUGAAUUCCUUUAUUUUAAUUCUUCAUUUCUGGCCCAGCUUUUUCUGUUUCGAAAUGCAGUCGAACCGCUCUAUAAGAGGCACUAGUGUAAGAGAGAAAUGGGUGCAAGAGGCACCAGUAUGUGUGCCCUGAAUAACGAGUUAAUUAGAAAACUUGUUAGUGGUACUGGAUUACAAAAGAUGGGAAUCGCUCCCCUCUGCAUGUCUCUUGUAAAGGUGUUCAACUGUGUUUUCGAAAGUCUCCCAUCAACUUGUAGUUCCCAUGCUAUCCCCGAAAGCGAUCUCAGAGAAAUAUGGGGAUAAGACUGCAGGGCACAUGCGAGACUGCAUUCAUCAUUGUCUCCACUGGCUUUUAUAUUAAGUGGAGAUUGUCAAAGGUGGUUAAAUGCGAGCCUCUGUAAGAGUUAUAAGACCACUUCUUUACAGCUCCGCCCAGACGUAAUAGUUUCAACAUUCAGUAAUACUGCUGCUUUCCAACCACGCGUAGCCGCGUCUCAGUGUUUUAAAGAAAAACCAGUGCGAGGAUCAGUUGUGUAAGCAAUCGUAUUGUUACGGCUCGGUGAACAAGAAGCCUUCUAGAUUCUCAGCGGAUUCCUUAUCUGUGGUAACUGGUCUACGCAGACUUCCUUCCGUUGUAACACUACACUCGUUACCAUCCGCAGCAAAAUCAGAACCACCUUUUCCAUCUUGUGUAAGAAGUGGUGCAACAGAGUUUAUCAUUCUUAAUUUAUCAUUUUUGGACGCAUAAUUCAUUAGCAAUGAGCCUGGUUUUUGCUCGCCAGUGCGUUGUCCCUGCCUUCCUGCAAGCACAAGUGAAUGGGGCAGGACUGGCAUUAGCCAUACGUUGUGAAUCAUUUAAGCUAUUCAAUCCUUUUUUUUUUUUAAAUUUCAAAAUGUUCUAGAUCAUGCAAUGCACCAAGUGUACCUAAGUAUGCCGUGUCCAUUUCCUCAAGCCAAUAAAGCAUGGUCUGUACA